UCUUUUCGCAGUUUUUCUUUGUUGUCCGUUUUCAUAUCCGUCGGCAACCUGCCUUCGGAAAACUAUAAUGAAAACGGACCACUGCAAUGUUCCAGAAAAUAUGCAAAUCUUACCUUCGAAGUCAGUUCUCUUUACUGCAACUCAACUUAUGACGGUUUCCUCUGCUGGCCACCAACGCUUGCUGGUGAAACCUCGCACCAACAUUGUCCCGAUAUACAGCUGAGUGACCCAACACAGUUCGCGUAUAGGCGCUGUAGCGGGGACGGCGGUUGGGCCGGGCGCCACGCCAACGAUAGCUCUCCAAACGGUUGGACUAACUAUACCCCGUGCUUUCCCCCUCUCGUCCAGUCACUAUUCUAUAAAGUGUAUGACGAUGAGGGCGAUGCUCAGGCAAAAUUCCGUAUCGCUGAAAUAACUCGUUAUUUGGAGAUGGUAGGGUACUCAAUCUCUUUUGUCGCUUUGAGUAUCUCUAUGCUUAUAUUUACUAUGUAUCGUUCUCUGCAUAACCGGCGCACCUUGAUACACCGCAAUUUAUUUGCAUCGAUUUUGGUCGAAAUUACAAUUCGGCUUGCUUUAUAUUUUGAUCAAUUUUUUGGACGUAGCAGAGAAUCAAGAAUCUACGGCAUUAAUUCAAUUCCCUACCUCUGCGAGGCUGCUUACGUCUGCUUAGAGUAUUCCGUCUCUGUGAUGUUCAUGUGGAUGUUCAUCGAGGGAAUAUUUCUCAACAACUUGGUCACGAAUCGGGCGAUGCGUACUCAUUGGUCGUAUACCACGUACUUUUUGAUCGGCUGGCUUGCCCCUGUAGUUGGAACGGUGGCUUGGGCCAUAACGACCGGAUACUACUACAAGGACGAAACGGUUAACAAAUGCUGGUACGGGUAUAAUUUCCAUUGGUUCUAUUGGCUUGCCCAGGGACCUAGAUGUGGCAUCAUCAUACUGAAUCUGCUAUUCCUGCUGAACAUCAUGCGUGUCUUGGUACUGAAACUUCACCAAACCAUCAACUCGGACAUGGAGAAAGUGAAGAAGGCGGCGCAUGCGGCCUUGAUCCUGCUACCCCUCCUCGGAAUGACGAACGUGUUCAGCAUGAUUGAAGCUCCCCUGGACAGUUCCGUUGCAGUUUUCGCGACCUGGUGCUACGUGACACACUUCUUCAGAUCCUUUCAAGGUCUUUUCAUCGCCGUCAUAUAUUGUUUUCUGAACGGCGAGGUUCAGACCGCAAUCAGGAAACACUACGCUAACUACCGCAUCAUGCGCGAAUACCGCCGCCGCCGCCGCCAAAACGUCAACAGCAUUUCAGCUCUUGCUCUAAGAGACGCAAUCGCCAUCCGCGAAGAGUUACCGAUGCAGGAACUAGGAGGAGGGCCGGGCUCAUCCACGACAAAUAACGCUAUCAUUUCGGACCCCGAAGAGGACAGUUGCACGGUUGAGUGUCAGACUCUAUGCUGCCACCGCCCGCCGACUCCACCGCGCCGCACGCCAGUCGUCGUCCAGUUCGCCGACCCCCCCCUCACGGGCGAAUGCCCUGCUGUUCCUGAGGACUACUACGACCCGCCGAGGACCACCUGACCCUCACGCUGGCCGAAGUACCCGGUCACCCCACGCGCUCACCGCGUGCAGUUCGAGCUGGGUCCACGUGCUGCGCGCAUGUAAAUCACUCGUGUAUCAGUGAUACCAAGGACAACUCUCGUAUAGACGAGAACUCUAAAGAGUAUGUUAAAGUUUAUCCAGUUCUGAUUGCAUAUCGAGUGCUGCAAGCAAAAACAGCGUCUUUCGUCAACAGCGGUUAUAUUGUAUGUGAUCCAGCGGCAGAUCGCGUAUCAAGUUACCACAUCAAUGCCGUCUCAAACAAUGCGCGUGUCAUUUCUCGGCAGCGCUUGCAAACACUGUAAGUGAUGAACGCGAGGCGGCAGAGAGAAUGGAUGCAUAACUGCAAUGAAAACUGGGAGGUGGUGAGUGACGUGGGAACUUCUAAAAUUGUGUGGUGCUAAGAAAAGGACUUGUCAUCCCUGCACAACUCAUACGUACUAUGUGUAGUGAGUGACAUUAGGGUGAAGCAGCAAGAAAUACCACUUAACAGUUUGUCUCGAAACGACGAUUUCACAGCAUAUUGUAUGCAAUCAGUAUUGUAACAGGAUCACGUGGUCUUUAGUGUAUUUAAAUUAUGUAGAAUAAUUUCGCAAUAGUAUCUAGGCUGAUAGAGCAAAAAGAAAAGCUUUCAAUACAGUUCAUUUUCAAAUAAGCUUGCUAAAAGAAGACAGCUCGAGACAAAAGUCUGAUUAAAGCUCUAUAGUCAUUUAAUUUGGUUCUGUUGAGAAGACAUUAUAUUAAGGACUUCGCUUCACGCAAAUACCGCUUGCUACGAAAAAAA
This is a messenger RNA of Trichoplusia ni (cabbage looper), 2368 nucleotides long. It is a transcript of the gene NGR-B2, whose product is annotated as PDF receptor-like. Gene Ontology annotation, biological process: adenylate cyclase-modulating G protein-coupled receptor signaling pathway; cell surface receptor signaling pathway. Gene Ontology annotation, cellular component: plasma membrane. The record is from RefSeq and is a predicted model, not a curated record. Gene Ontology annotation, molecular function: G protein-coupled peptide receptor activity. The annotation marks the transcript as partial. The transcript has 13 exons. Lineage: Eukaryota; Metazoa; Arthropoda; Insecta; Lepidoptera; Noctuidae.